AUGGCCUACGCUAGGGCGAGGGUGUGGGCGGCGAAUGCGACGCGCCUCAGCGUGUUCACUGUGCAGGUGAUGUGCGUCGUGCACCUUGUGAACCAGCACCUGUUUGAAGUGCGGAUGUGCAAAGGCGCCUCGAUGCUGCCUACUUUGUCGCCUGCAGGCGACCUUGUCUUGCAUAUGCGGCUGCCAUUUUUGCGGGCGCUGGCCAAGACGCCGCUCGCAGAUAGCGACCUGACCUCGCGCUUCCCCCCCGUACCAAAAGGGCUACCGUGCGCAAAGACAGACCCCAGCAUGGGCCUCGGGUUAAAGCUCGGCGACAUGGUCGUCGCCAUUUCGCCCGCCGAUCCGUCGCGCACGGUGUGCAAACGGAUUCUGGGCAUGCCGGGCGACACGGUCCUGGUCGACCCCAGAGACGUAGCGAGCGGCCUGUCGGACGCGGCGAUCGCCCACGCGGAGCUCGCGCGCCAUCUCGAAGGACCGCACGCGCGGAUGCACAAUGCGCGUAUCGUCACCAUUCCGCCCGGGCACGUCUGGCUCGCGGGCGACAACCUCGCGAACAGUACCGACAGCCGGCAUUAUGGGCCGGUGCCGAUGGCGCUCGUAAAAGGACGCGUCGUCGCGCGGCUAUACCCCCACCCGCAGUGGCUGCGCAAUGCGCUGCAUCGUGUAUAG
Malassezia japonica is the source of this 669-nucleotide messenger RNA. RefSeq lists its product as uncharacterized. The transcript is spliced from 2 exons. The coding region runs from base 1 to 669 and encodes 222 amino acids. Lineage: Eukaryota; Fungi; Basidiomycota; Malasseziomycetes; Malasseziales; Malasseziaceae. The record is from RefSeq and is a predicted model, not a curated record. Gene Ontology annotation, cellular component: mitochondrial inner membrane peptidase complex; membrane. Gene Ontology annotation, molecular function: serine-type endopeptidase activity.